Messenger RNA from Perognathus longimembris pacificus (Pacific pocket mouse), 1802 nucleotides. RefSeq names its product septin-7-like. Gene Ontology annotation, cellular component: septin ring; cell division site; septin complex. The record is from RefSeq and is a predicted model, not a curated record. Gene Ontology annotation, molecular function: GTP binding; molecular adaptor activity; GTPase activity. Lineage: Eukaryota; Metazoa; Chordata; Mammalia; Rodentia; Heteromyidae. Gene Ontology annotation, biological process: cilium assembly; cytoskeleton-dependent cytokinesis.
GUCAGUGCGAGAUCCACUGCUGCCGAGGAGAGGAGCGUCAACAGCGGCACCAUGGUAGCUCAACAGAAGAACCUUGAAGGCUAUGUGGGAUUUGCCAAUCUCCCAAAUCAAGUAUACAGAAAAUCAGUGAAAAGAUGGUUUGAAUUCACAUUUAUGGUAGUAGGUGAAUCUGGACUGGGAAAGUCAACAUUAAUCAACUCAUUAUUUCUCACAGAUUUGUAUUCUCCAGAGUACCCAGGGCCUUCCAUAGGAAUAAAAAAGACUGUACAGGUGGAACAAUCCAAAGUUUUAAUCAGAGAAGGUGGUGUUCAGUUGCUGCUCACCAUAGUUGGUACUCCAGGCGAUGCAGUGGAUAAUAGUAAUUUCUGGCAGCCUGUUAUCGACUACAUCGAUAGUAAAUUUGAGGAUUACCUAAAUUCAGAAUUGGUGAACAGGCGGCAGUUGCCUGAUAACAGAGUGCAGUGCUGUUUAUUCUUCAUCGCUACCUCAGGACACGGACUUAAACCAUUGGAUAUUGAGUUUAUGAAACGUUUGCAUGAAAAAGUGAAUAUCAUCCCACUAAUAGCGAAAGCAGACACGCUCACACCAGAGGAAUGUCAGCAGUUUAAAAAACAGAUAAUGAAAGAAAUCCAAGAACAUAAAAUUAAAAUAUAUGAAUUUCUAGAAACAGAUGAUGAAGAAGAAAAUAAGCUGGUUAAAAAGAUUAAGGACCGUUUACCUCUCGCUGUAGUAGGUAGUAACACGAUUAUUGAAGUAAAUGGCAAGAGGGUCAGAGGAAGGCAAUAUCCUUGGGGUGUAGCUGAAGUUGAAAAUGGUGAACAUUGUGAUUUUACAAUUCUAAGGAAUAUGUUGAUAAGAACACACAUGCAAGACUUAAAAGAUGUCACUAAUAACGUACGCUAUGAGACCUACCGAAGCAGAAAGCUGGCGGCUGUGACUUACAAUGGAGUGGAUAACAACAAGAGUAAAGGACAGCUUACCAAAAGCCCGCUGGCACAAAUGGAGGAGGAAAGAAGGGAGCAUGUAGCCAAGAUGAAGAAAAUGGAGAUGGAGAUGGAGCUGGUGUUUGAGAUGAAGGUCAAGGAGAAGGUCGAGAAACUGAAGGACUCUGAGGCUGAGCUCCAGCGGCGCCAUGAGCAGAUGAAAAAGAAUUUGGAAGCCCAGCACAAAGAAUUAGAGGAAAAACGGCAUCAGUUUGAGGAGGAGAAAGCCAACUGGGAAGCUCAGCAAUGCAUCUUAGAACAACAGAACUCUUCACGAACCUUGGAAAAGAACAAGAAGAAAGGGAAGAUCUUUUAAACUCUCCAUUGACCACCAGUUACGUAUUAGUUGCCAAUAUGCCAGCUUGGACAUCAGUGUUUGUUGGAUGCGUUUGACCAAUUUGCACCAAUUUUAUCCAUAAUGAUGGAUUUAACAGCAUGACAAAUACUCGUUUUUUUGUUGUUGUUCUCAAUGGAGAUUAAGAUGCCUUGAAUUGUCUAGGGUGUUCUGUACUUAGAAAGUAACAGCUCUAAGUACCUUUCUACAUUUUCUUUAUUAUUAUUAUUAUUAUUAUUAUUAUUAUUAAACAGAUGUCUUCAGUUUAAUGCAAGAGAACAUUUUACUGUUGUACAAUCAUGUUCUGGAGGUUUGAUUGUUUACAGGCUAUUCCAAAAUAAAGGACUCUGGAAGGUUUUCAUUGAGGAUAAAUUGCCAUACUAUGAUGCAGACUAUGCUUCUCUAUGAUAAUUAUAAUACAGAGGUUCCAUUCAGUGUAGCCUAUACAAUAAUGUAAUUUAGUCUAACACAGUUGACCCUAUUUU